GACGCCGGUGGCGGCAUGGCGGCCCCGCGGGCGGCGCGACUCCUGCGGCCGGCGCUGAGCGCCUGGCGCUCGCUGCACGUCACGGCGGCCAGAAAUGAAGCCGUUGUGAUUUCUGGAAAGAAGCUGGCCCAGCAGAUCAGGCAGGAGGCCCGGCAGGAAGUGGAGCAGUGGGUCGCCCUGGGUAACAAAAGGCCCCACCUGAGCGUCGUCCUGGUGGGAGAAAACCCUGCCAGCCACUCCUAUGUCUUGAACAAGACCAAGGCUGCAGCAGAUGUGGGAAUCAGCAGUGAAACAAUUUUGAAACCUGCCUCCGUUUCUGAGGAGGAGUUGCUGUAUUUGAUCAGCAAGCUCAACGAUGAUGACAAUGUGGACGGCCUCCUGGUUCAGCUCCCUCUUCCUGAGCACAUCGAUGAGAGAAGGGUGUGCAAUGCUGUGGCUCCAGACAAGGAUGUGGAUGGCUUUCACGUGAUCAACGUGGGCCGCAUGUGCCUGGACCAGUGCUCCAUGCUCCCCGCGACGCCCUGGGGUGUGUGGGAGAUCAUCAAGCGGACGGGCAUUCCCACUCUGGGCAAGAACGUGGUCGUGGCUGGCAGGUCCAAGAACGUCGGCAUGCCCAUCGCAAUGUUGCUGCAUACAGACGGCAGGCACGAGCGUCCCGGAGGGGAUGCCACUGUGACAAUAUCUCACCGUUACACUCCCAAGGAGCAGCUGAAGAAGCACACGAUUCUUGCCGAUAUCGUGGUAUCCGCCGCAGGCAUCCCUAAUCUAAUCACAGCAGAUAUGAUCAAGGAAGGCGCUGCUGUCAUCGAUGUGGGGAUAAAUCGAGUGCACGAUCCCAUCACUGCCAAGCCCAAAUUAGUGGGAGAUGUAGCUUUUGAAGAAGUCAAGAAGAAAGCCAGCUACAUCACUCCGGUCCCUGGGGGUGUGGGUCCCAUGACGGUCGCCAUGCUGAUGAAGAACACCAUCAUUGCUGCAAAGAAGCUGGUGAAGCCCGAGGAGCGGGAGGUGAAGGCCAAACAGUUCGCAGCAGCCACCUCUUAAUGGAGGUCUCUUUAUUUAAAAAAAAACCCACAAAAAACAUUCCAAGUAAUUUAAAAAAAAAAAAAAA
Molecule: messenger RNA, 1108 nt
Organism: Vombatus ursinus (common wombat)
Lineage: Eukaryota; Metazoa; Chordata; Mammalia; Diprotodontia; Vombatidae
Gene: MTHFD2
Product: methylenetetrahydrofolate dehydrogenase (NADP+ dependent) 2, methenyltetrahydrofolate cyclohydrolase
Exons: 7
Coding region: 16-1041 (341 amino acids)
Biological process (GO): tetrahydrofolate interconversion
Cellular component (GO): mitochondrion
Molecular function (GO): methylenetetrahydrofolate dehydrogenase (NAD+) activity; methylenetetrahydrofolate dehydrogenase (NADP+) activity; methenyltetrahydrofolate cyclohydrolase activity
Source: RefSeq, a predicted model, not a curated record